CCGCUGCGCCGAAGUUGAAAAAAAUUUUCGCCGCGAGUAGAUGUGUCCGCCAAACACGUUUGAAAUUCAGCUUGAGCGGCUGAAACACGGCUGCGUCGUGUAAAAAACUGAAAAAGCCGGCAAAACGAUUGUGUGGAAAACUGAAAGCAGGAGCAAGUGUUGUGUGAUCGAAAACGGUAGCCAAAACGAGGCAUUUAAUAAGCAAACAGGCUGGCCAAUAACCAUUUACCACUAACCAUUAAGGAAUCGUGAUAACAAAACGGAGACGAAAAUCAGACACAAACCGGCAGCUACAUAUUUGUUAAUUUUAAACGUCGUGUGUGUUCCUCUCCUGGCAACAACAACAAGCAUUUAAAUUGCAUUUUUAAUAGUUACUUUAGUUAGGAAAAGGAGAACAGAUAAUGCAAGGUCAUUGAGGUCGAAUAUUGUGAUGCAAGUGACAAAAUCAAAAUUGGAGUAAAUAAGGAUAAAGUUGAAAAUAUAUAAUAUCGUUUCCAUUUUUUCCCCGCUCUUCCAUCGUCACAUUAUUUGAGCAUCUUCGCGUCGCGUAACAGAACGGUAAAUCUUUCGCCCUGCGUGUUUGUGUGCGUGUUUGAGUGUACGUUUUUCGGUUCUGUUUUCGUCUUCUCCUUACCGUUCUUUUCUCCACCUUCAAUUGCCAUCCCAUCUCCUAAUUUCUUCUACGAAAAAAAAAAGGAAAAAUAUCGAUGCCAACAGUAUUGAUGAUCUAAGUCUAAAUAAAAUUUUACUACUGGACAAAUUUUAUAUGUAUAAAGGAUACUGGAGCACAAAAUUACAUGCUGUUAAUGAUUUUAAAGGAGCAAUGCGGAGCAGCGACGGCGCCAAACAAAAUGUGAGGAUAAACCAGCGUUGUUGGAGCCUUCUGGUAUUAUGCUAAAAAUGCUCAAAGUGCGAUAUAAAUUUUUAUGAGUGUACGCGUUGAAUUUUUACAACUGCCUGGGGAGGGGAAACAAAUUAAAGAAAAUGCUCCAGGGAGGACGAUUUAAAACAAUACAAUAGCUUAAAGUGGCAACGGAAAUUGCAUGCAAGCAGGAGGCGUGGCACACUGAACGCCCCCAGCACGUGACGCGCACCAACACACACACACACACAUACACAAACACACACAGUUAAACUAAUAGACGCCAUUUUGUAGCGGUAAUUGGCAGGGCACACGUAAGCAGCUCGCUCCGUCUUAUAUAAAAGCACCACCACCCACUACUACUCACCUCAUCAUGGCCGUUAGCAAUAUUGUCUGCGAGUGGCUAAGAGCUUUGGGCCUGGCCCAAUACGCCGAGAGCUUCCUGGACAAUGGCUACGACGACUUGGAGAUCUGCAAACAGGUCGGUGAUCCCGAUCUGGACGCCAUCGGCGUUGAGAAUCCUGCCCAUCGACACAAGCUGCUGAAAAGCAUCCGAUCGCUGAGGGAAAAGGGCGCUGCCUCCGUCUAUUUCAUGCUCAACGAUCCGAACUCGCUUUCCGGCAGCAUGGAGAUCCUCUGCGAAACACCGCCCAGCAACGAACUGGAACUCGUCCUGCGGGAGCAACUGGAAACGGACGGAGUCCGACUCACCGCGCAUCCAUACUCAACACCGGAUGGACAACGCGGCCAUUUAGAGGGCCUGGCAUCCGUCUAUUGCGAGUUGCUAAUGGCUCCCUUCGGGGACAUUUUGUCGGCUCUCGAGCAGGCGCGCCAGGCGGCCUGGGCGGAGCGGAGUCCGCUGCACAGUACCGCCCAGCUGAUGGGCGGAGUGGGCGGCAUCGGCGGCGGUGGAGGAGGAGGCGGUGGGGCUGGCGGCAGCACGGGCAGCGGAAGCGGCGGUGCGGCCAGCGGUGGCAGCGGCGGGAGCAGCGGCGUACUGCACCAUCGCCAGCAGCACGGCCAUCGCGGCCAUUCGAUGCACGGCGCCGGUCUGCCCAAUAGUCAUAGCCAGCCCAUUUAUGUGCCCGGAAAGUACUCGCCCUCGAGUUGUUUGUCCGACAAGGAGGAGGAUGAAAUCUAUGGCUUUGGCUACGGCGUCUUCGCACCCCGAGUGGCGCGAGGAGGGUUAACGCAACAGCAGCAGCUGCUGCAGCAGCAGACGCUGCAAACGCAGCAGAGCAUACAGCAGCAGCAACUGCAGCAGCAACAACAGUUACCAAUUGUGCCAGGCCAACAGCAACAAGCGGGAGUUGGACCGCAUCAGCAUCAGACUCUGCCACCGAAUGUCGCCCAUUUGAAUUUUGUGCAGCAAAACUGCCUGAGUCCGCGUUCUGCUUAUUUCUAUGAAUUUCCACCGACAGCUGAGGGUCGCGAGACAAAGAAACGCACCACACUGGCCCGACUGCUGAAAGGCUUGAAGACUGUCAAUCGACGGGAUCGGAACAAUCAACAAAAUGGUGCCCAGGCCAGGGCGGCCAACGAUCGUCUGAGGCACUUUCAAAUGAUAAACGGUGGCGCCGGCGGACAGCAGCACAGUUUCGAGGAGACAAUCCAUAGGUUAAAAGUACAAGAGGCCAUGAGGAAAAAGGAAAAAUUUCAACGUGAGCACGAGGAGAUCCUGCGUGACAUUCGACAGGGACUUUUGCAAAUGAGUCGAGGAGAAGGACGCAUGGACGAUACGUACAUGUAUGACGAGGCGCUGAGAACGGGCGCCGGCAUGGGCAUCGCCGGAUUGGGCAUGCCCAUUGGAGUGGGUGGCGGAGGAGGCGGGGGUGCGGCCCAUUAUGCGGUGAGUGCGCUGCAUCAUCAAGGUCAUUGGUAUGACGAGCCGCCCUACGAGAGCGAUCCCGAUGACUUUCUCAUGGCCGGGCUCAACUGCGGACCAGCUGCCACUAUUCAGGGUGGCCGUGUGCGCUUCUCGAACAACCGCGAGAGCACGGGCGUAAUUUCAUUAAGAUCCGCCGGAGAUAUUUCAUUGCCGCAACGUGGACCGCCGCGUAGAGGUCUUAUCGUGCCGCAGCAGCCGCCAAAUCCACCGACAAUAAUACCCUUAACGCACGCCAGAUCUCAUGAUCGUGAGAGCGGCGACUAUGCGGGCUCCAUCUCAGACCUACAAAGCGUUACCUCCAGGCUCAGUGCGGUGUCGAUUGGCACCAACAACUGCACGGCCCGCUAUAGGACCUUAAGCGGCGGAAUCGGGGAGUCGCCAUCGCUGUCGCCCAGUCCCUCGUCGGAUUACGAGGACAUCGGAGUGACCCGGGGUCACGGAUGCCUGCCGCCCAGCCUCCUGGCCGCCAAGGCCAAAAAGAACGGACUGCCGCACGGCAAGGCGAACACCAUUUGCCAAAAGGCCACGGUGCAUCAUUCGGGCGAGAUGCGUAGCUCGGCAAAGGAAAUUGGCGCAUUUAAUGAGAAUGGACGAAACUUUGUUGCCACAAAGGAUACGUCGAGGGAUUUUAGCAAUUCCCAAGAUAAUACCGACCGUGGCAGCAUGAGCGAUCAGGCGUUUGCCUGUUCGGCCAGCUCCGUGGAAAGUUUGCCCAGCGCAUCCGGUUCGAGCACCCAAGCGCUAGUUCGUCCCGGCAGUCCGCACAGCUCGAUUUCGGCCGAGGAUCGCACCUCGAUGGCCAGCUGCAUCUGCAAGGCCAAGGCCCUCGUGGAUAGUUUGCCCAAUCCCUACGACAAGGAGGCACUCAAAUUCAAGAAGGGCGAGCUUAUUGAUGUGCUGUCGAUGAACGCCUCGGGCAUUUGGAAGGGACGAUGCCACGGCCGCGUGGGCCACUUCAAGUUCAUCAACGUGGAGGUGCUGCCGGAGCAGCGCAUGAAGAACUCCAGCAGCAAGACGCUGGCCCCCGGCUCCCGUUUGGCUAAUCCAAUGAUCGGCAAUGGCAACGGCAGCAGCAGCCACAAUGGGGGACCCUGCUCCGUGGAGGACCUGCUGAUUCGCAUCGGACUCAAGGAGUACACCUCCGUGUUCGUGCUUAACGGCUACGAGGACCUCGAACUCUUCAAGGAGCUGGAACCCGCCGACCUGGACUAUCUGGGCAUUCUCAAUCAGGAGCAUCGAGCCAAGCUGCUGACGGCUGUGCAGCUGCUGCAUGACAUUGAAUCUACAAAUUUCGCCCGCACAGGCUCCGAUGUGGACAUAGCCGGCUCCAGCUCAGAAAAUGAUGAGGCGCGGCUGAACAACAUCAACAUCAAGCACGGUGCCUCGCCCUUUGGCCGUCGGCACUUUCCCCGCGACUCUGGCUGCUACGAGGGAUCGCCGCUGCCCAGUUCGCAGACACCCACACAGGCGGUAAAUUCGACGGACGAAUCGAACAGCCUGGACGAUGUGGUGACCAAGUGCUCCAGCGAGAUAAUGAAGCGCGUGGAGAGCGCCCGCCGCUGCAAGGAUAAUCCGUUCAAGGCCACUCUCCCGGGUGGCGGUCGCCUGGGGAAGAAGUCCUUUCUCGGCGGCAACGGCCUUAUGGCGGACGAUACGCUCACGCGUGGCGGGCUUAGCGAGAAGUCGAGCGAUUCGGGGGUCAGCAGCAGUUCGCUAUCGUCGGGUCCGCUGAAGAGCAGCACUUAACAUUUGCCCACCAUACUGGCCCACGAGCUGCUGCUGGGCGUGGGCUCGGGCUCGGGCUCGAACUCGAGCAUGGGCAUGGGCAUGGGAAUGGGCCUUGGUCUUGGUCUUGGUCUAAGCCAUGCACCCUGCACCGGCACCCUGACGCCCCACCACAGCCUGGCCACGGCCACCUCGCCAACCGCCCAUUCGGCGCCGCUGGGCAACAUCUGCAACACGCUGCCACAUGCCCCGAGUUCGGGCCUGUCCAGCAAUCUGCCACUGAACCGCAACCUGGUGAUGCUGCGCAAUCACCUGCGCAAGAAUACGAGCAGUAGUGGUGGCCUGGCAGGAAAUGGAGGAGGCGGCGGCGGCGGCGGUGGCGGCUCAGGAGCAUGCGGUGUGGGAGUGCAGCUGCUGCAGGAUCAGGACGACCGGCUGGAGGAUCAAUAACCCAUUUACUACAUCAAGUUCUUAGUUUAGUCUCCCCUUGAGUUAGGUGUAUUUCAAUUGCUGUGAUUCGAUAGUGAAAACAAAAGGCCAACAUGCGUCUUUCAGUUCAAAUGUAUAGUAUGUAUAGAGAGAGAUAGACAGACAGUUAGGGAAAGAGAACGGUAUAGUGGGGAAUGUGUGCUUAGAAAGAGAUAGAGAGAGAGUUAGUCAGAGUCAGUCAAUCCUUCCUCCGAUAAUGUUGGCAUUUACACAAAUAUAUGUAACACCUAUAUAUAUAUAUAUAUAUAUAAAUAUAUA
Molecule: messenger RNA, 5222 nt
Organism: Drosophila gunungcola (fruit fly)
Lineage: Eukaryota; Metazoa; Arthropoda; Insecta; Diptera; Drosophilidae
Product: sterile alpha motif domain-containing protein 5-like
Exons: 20
Coding region: 1236-4496 (1086 amino acids)
Molecular function (GO): protein binding
Source: RefSeq, a predicted model, not a curated record